UAAAAUCCGAGGGUGCGGCUGGGGAGGUCAGUCCACUUACCGGAGGUGGCUUCCUGAGCCUCAGUCCUGAAAUUUUGGAGCCUGUAUUAACUACAGGACUAGAAGAAUUUAUGAAGGAAAAUAGCUCUGUACAACCAGAGCCUAAGAUUUUUGAAGACAUGGCUGUGUACUUCACAGAGCAGGAACUGGUCAGCUUGACACUUGACCAGAAGGCCGUGUACAAGGAUGUGGUGCUUGAGAACUUCACACAUGUGGCUUUACUAGGGUACCUUGAGAAAGUAAGACAAUAUGUUCAACUGGCCACCAAAGCAGAGUCAUCCAGGGUGAAGGCCUUUCUCUAAGUCAUCUGUGCUGGAAGAUGGAUAGAGGAGGCGAGGUCAGAGCCAUGCCACUGCUGUCAAGUGUGGUGUUUUCUGUAGCCAGGCAUAUUUCCAUCCAAGUAGGUGUAUUAUUGCUCUUAGUUCAUUAAAGUUGUGCAUUUAUAAUGUACAAAGCA
This is a messenger RNA of Myodes glareolus (Bank vole), 496 nucleotides long. NCBI's taxonomy places the organism in Eukaryota, Metazoa, Chordata, Mammalia, Rodentia, Cricetidae. The record is from RefSeq and is a predicted model, not a curated record.